UAUAAACCGAAGAAGGUGAAAAAGAAAAGUGAAGGAAAUCGAAACUGUAGGUAGGAGGGGUUUAGGAAUGACUCCAGGAAAGAAACCUGCAGGCGAAAGUCGAUGUGAACUGACGGUUUAUUUUCAGAGAAAUGAGCCGAGGCUGCGCAGUGACCUGCGUCCUCUGCGGUCGCUCCCAGGAAUGUCCAAAAACCGGAACCUUAUCGACCAAAGACCAGAUCACGGCGCAUGAGAACUGCCUGCUCUUUGCUUCGGGCAUUUUUUGCACCAGCACGCCACAGUUUGACGACCUGUUUGGCUUCUCUGUCACAGACGUGCAGAAGGAGGUGAAACGAGGACGCAAACUGACCUGUAGCGGCUGCAAAAAAAAGGGGGCCACAGCAGGGUGCGAGGUAGGACGCUGCAAGAGGACUUUCCAUUACCCGUGUGCUGUCGAAGGGGGAGCCAAGACGUUUGAGAAUAAUGACGAUGGGAAAUAUGGACUGUACUGCGUACGCCACAGUAAUACAGAAAAUGGCAGUUCGGAAAAUAAACGCAAAAAGUCCCCAUCCUUCAAGAACCCCGGCGAAGUUGCAUCGCUCAAAGAGUCGUAUUGCCUUACCUGUGAGAAGAAAGAAGGAAAUAUCAGCUUGGAUGGUUUACGUAACACCAUCGUUAUAUCGUACUGUGACAAACAUGCUUCUUCGACUCAACAGAGGAGAGCCAACAAUCCUUCAGCUUCUAGAACCUCAUCUUCUUGCAGCAGUGACUCAUCCAGUGCACCGCUUACUUCUACCAAGAGACAGCUAAGUUUCAAUGAGGAAGAAGAGAAAAGCCCAUCGAGUAGAAGAUCAUUUAAAAGGAAAAGGAUAUUAUCCGAUUCUUCAAACACAGACGAGGAAGGACUUAUGCCUCCAUUAGAGUCAGAUUUGGAGGAUAGUGUGCAGGAGCAAGAAUCAGCUCAGUCCCUUCUUAUCAGCAAGUUCUCUAAAAACCCUCCAGGUUCCUCAGCAGGGAUUCCGGCGGAGAAUGUGAAUGCAGAUGUACACAACGAAGAGAAUGAAACACUCGUACAUUCUGAGAGGGAUAGCAGAGGUCCAAGAGAAAGUGGAGGAAACGUACAGAGAAGAUCCACUAGAAAACACACUGAACUUGAUGCGGAGUCUGAGAGUUUGCUGUCUGGGGUGGCAGUCGGCACCAUGCUUCUCUUAAAUCCUGCACCUGCAGCUGUAACCGAGCAGAGUCGCCACAUUCAGAUGGUAGAGACGGAGGUGCAGACGGUGAAGAGAGAAAUAGAAGAGUUCGUCUUUGAAGAGGAUCCGGUCCACGGUUAUGAAGAACCCGUCCUCAAACCCUCCGUCUCCGUCCCACAGCAGAGCUCCACCACUUCCCCACAGCACUCCAAGCCCAGCAGCUCUGUGCCGUUCUCCAGCUUUAAAGAAGUUCUGCCUGAAUCCAUCUGUGUUACUAUCCCCCCUCCCCCUUCCCCCUCUCCUUCAGAAGAAUGGCCCAUCCCUCUAGCACCUCUACCUAGAGAGGUUGCCUUAGCACAUCCACCAGAACCACCCUCCCCACACGCACCCCUACUCACAGAGCCUGCCGGAACGCCUCCAUCAGACCCAAAGCCUGACAUCGACUCUGCCAGCUUCUGGAGAAACUGCAACGCGGCCGGGUUUACGGAGGCCAUCUUCACCGACUUUAUUACGGAAAUAAACAACAUGUUCAGCAGGAUCCAGGAUGAGCGGGCCAGCCAGGAAGAUUAUGACCGGGCACUUUCGAUGAUAAUGGACUCAGGAAGACUUGCAGACCUUGUUACCAAGCAGGAGGAAGAACUGGAAAGGAGACGAUUGGAGCUGCAGAGGGCGUCAGCGGCUCUGAAGGACGUCGUCUCGGCUCUGCAGAAAUGAUUCCAGCUGCUGGUCUCCAGCUGUUAUCAGUGGUCCUGUUUUAAUGAAAAAUUUGUUAUGUUUUCACUUUGAUGUAUUUUAAUGCUUUUGUAUUUUUCUUCAAUGUUAAAAGUGGUUCGAUGUAGCAGGAGUGUUCACGUUAAUCAUUGUUCAAACAUGCACCCACUGUGUUUACAAAUGGUUUAAUGACACUGUUUUUAGGAGAGCCAAGUCUGUUUACACUCGCACGUUCAUGAUGAUUGUUCGAUUAUGAAUAGUCUGUUUUUUUAAAUUAAAUUCUAAAGUAAAA
Cyprinodon tularosa is the source of this 2175-nucleotide messenger RNA. RefSeq names its product PHD finger protein 11 (gene phf11). Gene Ontology annotation, molecular function: histone binding; histone deacetylase binding. The record is from RefSeq and is a predicted model, not a curated record. The transcript is spliced from 19 exons. NCBI's taxonomy places the organism in Eukaryota, Metazoa, Chordata, Actinopteri, Cyprinodontiformes, Cyprinodontidae. Gene Ontology annotation, cellular component: nucleus. Bases 132 to 1886 code for a protein of 584 amino acids.